AUUAUUGACCAUUUUCUCCUAUAAAUACAUACUUGCUCCUUAUUUUUUCAACUCAAUACCCAAAGAAGUGGACUCGAAAUUCAUGUUCAAUCCUUAAUUAUAUUAUAUAUAGCUACCUAGCUAGCAGAAUAUUGAGUUUAAUUUGUCAUGGCUUCUAAUGGAGUUAAUGAUCAUCUAGAAAAGAGGACAAAGGAGGAGAAAGCGAUAGAUGAUUGGCUACCGAUAACGUCGGAUCGGAAUGCCAAGUGGUGGUUCUCAACCAUGCACAAUGUGACAGCCAUGGUUGGUGCUGGUGUUCUUAGUCUCCCUUUUGCCAUGUCUCAGAUGGGAUGGGGACCUGGUGUAACAGCAAUGUUACUAUCUUGGAUUAUAACUUUUUAUACAAUCUGGCAAAUGGUGGAGAUGCAUGAAAUGAUACCUGGCAAGAGAUUUGAUAGGUACCACGAGCUAGGCCAGUACGCGUUUGGUGAAAAACUUGGCCUAUGGAUUGUCGUGCCACAACAAAUCGUAGUAGAGGUUAGCACUUGCAUUAUUUACAUGGUCACUGGUGGUAAAUCAUUGAAAAAAUUUCAAGAUAUUGUUUUCCCACAUACCAAACCACUAAAGCUCACAUAUUUCAUCCUCUUCUUCUCCGUUAUCGAAUUUUUCCUGUCUCUCCUGCCGAAUUUCAACUCACUCUCCUCUGUCUCCUUUGUUGCCGCGAUUUUGUCCAUCACUUACUCUAUCGUGGCGUGGACUACGUCACUAAAGGAACAUGAUGCAGCAGUAGUUAGUUAUGAUCCAAGGAGUGACAAAAAUUCAGACAAUGUGUUUAUGUUUUUGAGUGCCUUAGGGAAUGUAGCAUUUGCAUAUGCUGGACAUAAUGUAGUUCUUGAAAUUCAAGCUACAAUUCCUUCUACACCAGAGAAACCUUCAACAAAGGCAAUGUGGAGAGGUGUAUGGAUAGCUUAUUUGGUAGUGGCAUUCUGUUAUUUGCCAGUGGCUUUCAUUGGAUAUUGGGCGUUUGGUAAUGGAGUGGAUGAUAAUAUUUUGCUCACACUACAUAGACCUACCUGGCUUAUUGCAGCUGCUAACAUCUUUGUGGUGGUUCAUGUCAUUGGGAGUUACCAGGUUUAUGCAAUGCCAGUAUUUGACAUGAUAGAGACAUAUGCUGUGAAGUCAUUAAAAUUUAAACCAUCAACUCCUCUUCGUGUCUUUCUGCGUAUGGUUUUUGUUGCAUUCACAUUGUUUGUGGCCUUGACAUUUCCAUUCUUUGGAGGUUUAAUGGGAUUCUUUGGAGGGUUUGCUCUUGCACCAACCUCAUACUAUCUUCCAUGUAUCAUCUGGCUUAUUCUCAAAAAGCCCAAAAGAUUUGGCUUGUCAUGGACUAUCAAUUGGUUAUGCAUCAUAGUGGGUGUACUUUUGACUCUUUUAUCUCCUAUUGGUGGAUUAUGGAGCAUCAUCAAAGAUGCCAAGACUUAUCACUUCUACCAAUGAUGCACCAGCCAAUGUCAUUUUCUGGAAUUUUUUAUAUUUAGAAUUUAAAGAAAAAACAUUUGCAUUUUUUUUUUUUUUUUAAAUUUAGAGAUGCUUAUGAUGAUAUAUCUUAGUUUAUUGUAAUGGAGAGAUGCAAAUUUUUAACGAGAAAAAUUGGCAAUUAAGCCUCUUCAAGUU
Molecule: messenger RNA, 1653 nt
Organism: Capsicum annuum
Lineage: Eukaryota; Viridiplantae; Streptophyta; Magnoliopsida; Solanales; Solanaceae
Product: lysine histidine transporter-like 2
Exons: 1
Coding region: 148-1476 (442 amino acids)
Cellular component (GO): plasma membrane
Source: RefSeq, a predicted model, not a curated record